Molecule: messenger RNA, 2018 nt
Organism: Trifolium pratense (red clover)
Lineage: Eukaryota; Viridiplantae; Streptophyta; Magnoliopsida; Fabales; Fabaceae
Product: 2-hydroxy-6-oxononadienedioate/2-hydroxy-6-oxononatrienedioate hydrolase-like
Exons: 4
Coding region: 205-1128 (307 amino acids)
Source: RefSeq, a predicted model, not a curated record
CACACAAAACAAGCACUGUAGUCUCUUGGCAACGUAGCAAACCAAAUUCCAAAAUUCAAUUUCAUCGCUAAAAUAUUUCUUCAUUCUACCAAAUUGAUCACAAAUUCACCAUUUACAUAUCCAUUAUAGCAUUUGUUUAUUUAAAUUUUUCAGUGAGUUCUAGAAACUGGUUAGUUGUUAGUUAGUUAUUUCCAACCAACCAAUAUGACGCAGUGUUUCAGUUUAACAGAAACAAGAAACUGGUGCUACCGGUCAACAUUCACUGGCUCAGGUCUCCGUUCCACGAUAAUUGACCUAAAAGACGGAACAAUAAUGCAUUGCUGGAUACCCAAAAUCCAAACUGAAUCAAAACCGAAUCUACUCCUAAUCCACGGACUCGGAGCAAAUGCUUUAUGGCAAUGGGGUAACUUCAUCCGCAAUCUAACACAACACUUCAACAUAUACGUACCAGAUCUUGUAUUCUUUGGCGGAUCAUACACAACCCGACCUGAAAGAACAGAAGCGUUUCAAGCGGAGUGUGUGAUGAAGGUAAUGGAAUUGAAGUGUGUGAGGAGUGUGAGUGUUGUGGGAUUGAGUUAUGGUGGGUUUGUGGCAUAUAGUAUGGGUGUGAAGUAUAGGGAGUUUGUGGAGAAGAUUGUGAUUUGUGGAUCAGGGGUGUGUUUGGAAGAGAAGGACAUAAAAGAUGGGAUUUUUCCUAUUUCUGAUUUGGAUGAAGCAGCUAAUAUUUUGGUGCCACAAACACCACAAAAGCUAAGGGAACUUGUUGGGUUUGCUUUUUUUAGAGCUCCUCUUGUUGCUUGGUUACCUUCUUGCUUACUCCUUGAUUUCAUUAAUGCAAUGUGCAGGGAAUAUGUACAAGAAAAGAAAGAAUUGAUCAAAGCCAUUGCAAAGGACAGAAAUCUUUCUGAACUCCCUAAGAUAUCUAAGCCUACAUUAAUUAUAUGGGGAGAACAGGAUCUAGUAUUCCCUUUGGAACUUGGUCAUAGAUUGAAAAGGCAUUUAGGGGACAAUGCUCAAAUAGUGAUCAUCAAGAAUGCAGGGCAUGCGUUUUGUGCGGAAAAGGCUAAGGAGUUCUACAAUGUCUUGAUGUCCUUUCUAGUGGAUUCAAAGCCACCAGGACAGAGAUAGAAUGGCACCAGAGUAUUAAAAUACAAAAGGAUACGGCAACAUGAAUGAUAUUGUUGGAACUUGAAACACAAUCUCUUUUUUUUAUUUAUUUGUGUUAAAUAAGUUUUUUUUUUUCUAUAAAUAUCUUAAAUUGCAUUUUUAGUUUAUAGAAAAAAAUUCAAUAACAAGAACAAAGUCAUCAACGGGGGGCCAUGGAUGAUACACGACCACUAUUUGGUAGUCCGAGAAUGGACACCAAGUUUUAAUGCAUCCACUGCGAAAAUUGACAAAACGUCCUAUGGGCUAUUGCAUCAAUGGUGGGGAAUCCUAUCAAAGUGGAUCUUUAUACUUUGAAGGUUGCUCGUGAUAGAUUCACUCGUAUGUGCGUCGAAGUCGAUCUCACAAAGCCGGUUGUUGGGCGUGUAGGGAUAAACGAAGAAUGGUACCAAGUUCAGUACGAAGGACUACACAUAAUUUGCACGCAAUGCGGUUGCUAUGGCCAUUUGUUGAAAGAUUGUACUCUGCAAAAGAAGAAAAUAGCAACAGAGAGGGUGCAUGAGGAUGAAGAAAGGGUUGAACCGAUCAACGAAGUCAACAAUACUAGUGGACCGGACCAGGUUUGCAACGAACCAAGCCAAAAAACCAGUGAACCGGACAAAGAAUUAAGGGUUUCAAGUAUUUUCUGUUGGCAGAAGCUAGAGGAUUUUCUGGAGGCAUUUGGAUUAUGUGGAACAUAUUAGAUAUUAAAGUCCAUCUUAUUAAAACUAAUUUUCAUUUUCUCCAUGUGUAGGUACAAGAAAAUACUUUUUACAUUUGGCCAAUGUCAGAUGUAGACGCACUAGACAUAGUAGGUAGACACGUUUUACAUCUGUUUCGUACUUCAGCUGAUGUGAAAACCACUUUUCAUUUUA